Molecule: messenger RNA, 1092 nt
Organism: Sparassis crispa
Lineage: Eukaryota; Fungi; Basidiomycota; Agaricomycetes; Polyporales; Sparassidaceae
Product: Putative transferase CAF17
Exons: 5
Coding region: 1-1092 (363 amino acids)
Cellular component (GO): mitochondrial matrix
Molecular function (GO): protein binding
Source: RefSeq, a predicted model, not a curated record
AUGCUACCUCGCAGCGUUCGCGCUCUCGUUCGCAAUGUGCCUACGAUCGCACCUAUUCCUCAGCGUUCCAUCCUGUCUGUGACUGGGUCUCAUGCGGCCGAGUUCCUGAAUGGCAUCGUUGCUUCUACUAUACCAAAAUCUCCGCAAAACCAUUUCUUCUCUGCCUUCCUGCACGCACAGGGUAGAGUCCUGUACGACGUAUUUAUCUAUGCUCAUCCUAGCCCCAGCGGAAACCGGGGCUACCUCAUAGAGUGCGACUCCAGGUCGUCCGAGGCACCUCCUCUGUUGCCUAUGCUCAAGAAAUACGUAUUGCGCUCCAAGGUCAAGCUGCGUGAUGUAACAGAGGAAUAUGAUGUCUGGUCUGCAUGGGGCUCCGACGAGGAGAAGAAGUGGGAGACGGAGAGACAGUGGAAUGCAGUCCGGAGUGGAGCGGUAGAGCCUGUCUGGGAUGGCGAGCCAGAAUGGCCAUGGGGAGCAGACGCGGGAGUGCUGCGAGACCGGAGAGCAGUUGGCAUGGGUCAUCGUUUGCUGGUGAGAAAGGGAGACAAGCCACAGGAGGCAUCGACUCACGAUGUCGCAUCAUCUGAUGACUACCUAUUACACAGGAUAUUGAACGGCGUGCCCGAGGGCGUCACAGAUAUCCCACCCACCCAUGCUUUCCCCAUGGACUCUAACCUGGAUAUCAUGGGCGCACUCGACUUCAGGAAAGGCUGCUACGUUGGUCAGGAGUUGACGGUCCGCACGUACCACACAGGCGUUUUGCGCAAGCGAAUCCUACCCGUGGUAAUUCAUCCUGAGGACAGCGGUGACACAACUGCCGACGCAACACAAUUUCCUUCGGAUACUGACAUUCGUACCCACCAUGUCUCUACGCAGGACGAUGGUGCCCCAAAACCACGGCCACGUGGGACAGGGAAGCUCCUUAGUUCGAUCCAUGGCGUUGGUCUUGCCCUCUUACGCUUGGAACAUGUUUCUGCUGUGGAAAAUGGCACAGCGACAUUCGAGCUCAAGGUUGAUGGAGAUGACCGGACGUGGGGCGUAUCACAUUGGUGGCCGGAUUGGUGGCCACGUCCCACUCUCGAGCAAGAGUAG